UAGAAAAAUUAAUACAAUAUGAAAGUGAAAGACGUUUAAGGCCACUUAUAUGAGAGAAUAAACUGAAUGAUAAAUGCUCAUGUUGAAAGUUGAUAAGUAUCAUAGAGAGUUGUGCCCUCGCCUUGCCAAGGAUCCUGACCAAUUGGAAACAAGGGAUCAUGAUAGCUUGGACCCUCAAGACCCCGUCCAAAGGUUAUGGCAAAUAUCCCCAUAAUUUCACUGAUAUGAGUGCACAGAAUAUGAGAAUGAGAUUUCAUCUCAAUGUGCAAUAAUGUAAGAGAAAAACUUUUUUCCUUAUUCGAGAUGUAUUUCACCCAGCUCGACACAGGCUAUUAUCGCCCGGCUCUAAUGGAGAUGCGGUUGAUCUUCUCUUCUCUUCUAUAGGAGACUAGGCGGGGUGAUAGGAAACCAGUCGAUCUAGAUAAUGAGGCCAUCAUGGUAUUCUAGCAGCCUACAUAUUCGGAACAGCCAGGCCAAGGCAGUGGAUGGUGUCUUGACUCGGUCACCCGCCGAGAAGCUCCGAACCGAUCAAGAAAUUCUUGAAGAGGUUAAGAGACUUAAAGGGCAGAGUUGCGCAGACAAUAUUCGUAUACCUACUAAUAAACGCCACACCAAUGAAAGGAUAAUCGAGAAUUCUUAUUCCUGAAGAUAAGAUCUAGCCGUCGACCCCAAGCCACGCCGAGUCGGCCCAUUACCUCCUAGGUACGCCAUUAAGCAGUAGGCGGGCUUAUGUACAAUACGAGACACCGGCGCUAUGUAUAUAACAACAUGGAAAGCGUGAGACUGGGUGGCAAAAAGGAGGUAUAUUUACCCGACUAUAUAAUAGCAUCAAUUCGUAACUACCUAAAAUCCACGAGCAAUACCUUGAUUGACCAAUCGUG
This is a messenger RNA of Daldinia decipiens, 881 nucleotides long. RefSeq lists its product as uncharacterized. The coding region runs from base 425 to 646 and encodes 73 amino acids. Lineage: Eukaryota; Fungi; Ascomycota; Sordariomycetes; Xylariales; Hypoxylaceae. The transcript has a single exon. The record is from RefSeq and is a predicted model, not a curated record.